This is a messenger RNA of Saitoella complicata NRRL Y-17804, 945 nucleotides long. RefSeq lists its product as uncharacterized. Lineage: Eukaryota; Fungi; Ascomycota; Saitoellomycetes; Saitoellales; Saitoellaceae. The transcript is spliced from 2 exons. The record is from RefSeq and is a predicted model, not a curated record. The coding region runs from base 1 to 945 and encodes 314 amino acids. Gene Ontology annotation, cellular component: peroxisomal membrane. Gene Ontology annotation, biological process: peroxisome fission.
AUGUCCUCUCCAGACCAAGAAACCAACUUCCAAGAAGUCGCAGACUCCCUCUCCGAACAAGUCCAGUCAAUCUCCGGGUCCACGAUCGACAUGUCCGAGAUCAAGGAGAAAGCUGGCGCAGCGAUCGAUGGCGCGAGGGAGCAGGCGGAGGCGGCGGUGGAGAAGGUUAGAGAAGAAGUCGGGGUUGCGAGUGAGAAGAUUAAUGCGGGAUCGGAGGUAGCGGGUAAGAAAGUCGAGAAUUUCGCGGCGGGGUUGAGGAGCAGGGUUCCGGACACGUUCAAAGCGAAGCUGAACCACCUCGUAAGGAUGCUAUCGACUUUGUCUGGCCACGACAAACUCCUCAUGCUCAUCCAAUACUCCCUAAAACUAAUCAUCCCACACCUCCACCGCCCCCAACGUAUCAUCAUGCUCCUCCUCAACUCCGCCCCAACCCUUGUCAAAGUCGACGCACCAACCCCCCUCGCCGUCCGUCUCCGCAAACUAUCAGACCUCACCUCCGAUUAUCGCAUCUUUCUCCGUCUCCUCGAUUUCCCGAGCGCGGUACAGUGGGUCUUGGCGGAUGACCACACACCCUUGACAUUCAUCCAAUCCAUCGCGAAUCUAUGCUACUACCCCCUCGAACACACCGCUUUCCUCGCCUCGCACAACAUUCUCCCGAUCUCCCCGCGCACACAAUCCAAACUCUGGCUCUACGCCUGCCGUUUCUGGGCCGCGUACGUGAUUCUCGAUCUUUAUCGACUUUUCCAGCAACGGAAGACGGCGGCAACGGAGGAGGAGGAGAGGGGGUGGAAGAGGGAGGUUAUGGUUAAUGCUGGGUAUGCGCCGUUGACUGUGCAUUGGAGUUUGGAGGGGGGGUUGAGGGGGUUGGGGGAUGAGGGGGUGGGGUUGUUUGGGACAGUGGCGGCGGUUGGGCAGUUGGCUAAGGCUUGGAGGGCUGUUGCUUAA